Messenger RNA from Indicator indicator, 576 nucleotides. It is a transcript of the gene GPX2, whose product is annotated as glutathione peroxidase 2. Gene Ontology annotation, biological process: response to oxidative stress. Gene Ontology annotation, molecular function: glutathione peroxidase activity. The transcript has 2 exons. The record is from RefSeq and is a predicted model, not a curated record. NCBI's taxonomy places the organism in Eukaryota, Metazoa, Chordata, Aves, Piciformes, Indicatoridae.
AUGGCCCUCCCCAUCGCCAAGUCCUUCUACGACCUGAGUGCCACCACCCUGCAGGGGGAGAAGGUGGACUUCAACGUCUUCCGGGGCCGGGUGGUCCUCAUCGAGAACGUGGCCUCGCUCUGAGGGACCACCACCCGCGACUACACCCAGCUCAACAUGCUGCAGGCCCGCUACCCGCGCCGCCUGGUCGUCCUGGGCUUCCCCUGCAACCAGUUUGGCUACCAGGAGAACGGCAGCAACGAGGAGAUCCUCAACAGCCUGAAGCACGUGCGGCCGGGGGGCGGCUUCGAGCCCAACUUCACCCUCUUCCAGAAGUGCCAGGUGAACGGGCAGGACACCCACCCAGUCUUUGCCUACCUGAAGGCCCACCUGCCUGCACCAGCUGACGACGGGGCCCACCUGAUGGGCGAGCCUCGCUUCGUCACCUGGAGCCCCGUCAGACGGUCUGACAUCUCCUGGAACUUCGAGAAGUUCUUGGUGGGUCCCGAGGGGGAACCCUUCCGACGUUACAGCCCCCGCAUGGCCACCAUCCAGCUGGAGCCAGACAUCCAACGGCUCCUCAAGCUGGCAAAGUAG